AUGCUGCGAGAUCUUGGACUGGCUGCGCUGGCCUUCGCUGCGACGGUUGGGCGGUCGCAGGCGCAGGGCGACGUCUUGAAUCAGAUCAACAGCUCGAUUUGCACAUGGGGCCAGCUGCGAGCGGCUGUUAUUCGCGACACCGUCUACCUGGACGGAGGAGGCUUUUCCAACGGCCAGGUACAGGUCAACAGCGACGACAACGCAAAGGGCCUCGUCUACAGACUGCCUCUAUCCUCCUCGUUCAACACCUCGUCCGACAACCUCACCGCGCUGUUCAGCACCUUUGAAAAAGGCGGCGGCAUCGCGGGCAACCUUGCGCCGACCUACCACGACGGGGUGAUGUUCGCCAACGACGGCAUAGGCCUGCUGGAAAACACGGACGCCACCGACAGCCCGCCCGCGAAUACGGUGCUCGCAUACGAGCGGUACCAGUACGGCGCCCAGCGCAGCGAGUGGGAGCCCCGAUUCGUGAGCAGCAAUCUGGACGACGGCGUCACUCGGUACAUCACCGCGGGCGCUGGCGUCUCUGCACCGAGCGAGAACAUGGGAUUCUAUGUGAGUGGGAUGCGCGCGCCGGGCUGGGGGCCGAUCUGGGACAACGAGACGGCCACGAAUGUAUCGCAGCGCAUGAUCACAAUCGACAUGUCGGACAUGGAGAACGGUGUGUUUGCCAACGUCUCGCUCCCUAACGAAGUGCCUGGACGCGCUAAUGGCGAGGCCGUGUGGCUUCCGGUCGCGGCGUCGGGUGUUGUCGUAUUGAUUGGCGGCGUCACCGAGCCGGAGAACAUCUACUCGGCUGGAUUGACGGAUCAGCAGGUGGCGGAGAGCGAGCGCGAGAGCCCGGCGUUCAUGCGGACGGUGUCGGUGUACGAUGUUGCGGGCGAUCGAUGGUUCCACCAGAACACAACCGGCGACAUUCCCCCGCAACUGACGGCCUUCUGCUCCGUCUAUGCGAGCGCCAACGAUGGCUCCUCCCACAACAUCUACAUCUACGGCGGGUACGACGGGCUCAGUCCGCUGAACCAGUCGUCCGACGACGUCUUUGUCCUCUCGGUGCCCGCCUUUGAAUGGGUCAAGCUCUACAGCGGAAACGGCACCGCCAACGGGCGCAAAGAGCACAAAUGCGUCAGGCCGUACCCGGACAAGAUGCUGGUUCUCGGUGGCGUCCAAGUCGGAGGCUCGAGCCCGUGCAUCGACAUGAUCCGCGUCUUCAACCUCAACACCGGCCGCUUCCAGGAUAAAUACGACCCAGAAGACUGGGACCAGUACGCAGUGCCCGAACUGGUUAUUGGGAGAAUUGGCGGAGACGCAAGCGGGAGUGCAACAAAAACAUCGCCCGACGCCUGGACAACAACCUCCCUAGCAGACGUCUUCAAAGCCCGGUACACCAAACCAAUCGCAACAUACUACCCGUACGAAAAGACCGGCAACACCAGCACAACCACCGUCCCGUCCGGCGGCGGCUCCGACUUCCCGGGCUGGGCGGGCGCCAUCAUCGGCGUCGUGCUCGGCCUCGCCCUGCUCGCGGCCCUCUUCGCAUUCUGGUUCCUGCGCCGCCGCAAGCGCAAGGGGUCGCGACGCGCGAGCGAAACAAGCCGCGGCUCGCGCGUCAUGAACUGGGUGAAUGCCGGUGGGGCGUUUGCGCCGCCGGGACCAAAGGAUCCCGACAUGAGCACGGUCUCGGGCGGGCUGACGACUGCGAAUGAGAGUACGGUUGCGGGGAGCGAGGGGACUGCGGCGGUGAGCCGGACGACGGCCGAGGCGGGCGGGGAUCAGGUCUACGAGAUGCAUGGCCACAGCGCAGCGCACGCCGUUGAGCUGCCGACGUCGUUCAACGAGGCCACUGGCAGUAUCUCUGCGUCGUCGCCGGCAAUGAGCUCGCCGGCAAUGAGCACACCACUAGGCUACAACUCGCCGGUCUCGCCUGAAGUCCCGGGCCAGGGUCCGCAGGAGAAGGAAGGCGACACGCCGGUGCGGCCGACGCAUACGCGCAAUGUCUCGAGCCUGUCGAGCGUGCAGUCGUACAGCCCGGUUAUUGAGGAGGGCCGGGCGGUGCGACCGCAGUAUGUGUCUGGGGUGUCGGAGGCGAGCAUUAGCUCGGCGGGGACGAGACUGGACAGUGCACUGGGGUACAGGGGGUUGGGGCUCGAGGAUAUUCCCGAUACGGAGGGGCACACGGAGGGGCACGCGGAGCUGGAGGGACACACGGUGACGGAGCUGGAGGGGGAGAGCCCGAGUGGCACUCUGGAUCCGACGGCUACGUUGACUUCGAAUAAUAACUCAUGA
Messenger RNA from Aspergillus mulundensis, 2286 nucleotides. RefSeq lists its product as uncharacterized. The transcript has 6 exons. Gene Ontology annotation, molecular function: protein binding. NCBI's taxonomy places the organism in Eukaryota, Fungi, Ascomycota, Eurotiomycetes, Eurotiales, Aspergillaceae. The record is from RefSeq and is a predicted model, not a curated record. Bases 1 to 2286 code for a protein of 761 amino acids.